Spea bombifrons (plains spadefoot toad) is the source of this 1365-nucleotide messenger RNA. RefSeq names its product deoxynucleoside triphosphate triphosphohydrolase SAMHD1-like. Gene Ontology annotation, cellular component: nucleus. Gene Ontology annotation, molecular function: dGTPase activity. The transcript is spliced from 11 exons. The record is from RefSeq and is a predicted model, not a curated record. The coding region runs from base 1 to 1071 and encodes 356 amino acids. Gene Ontology annotation, biological process: dGTP catabolic process. Lineage: Eukaryota; Metazoa; Chordata; Amphibia; Anura; Pelobatidae.
AUGUAUUUUAGAGAUUUUCUUACGAUACUCUUCGUCCUUGAAGUUACAAAAGCAGUACUUCACGAGGAGGCUUCUAUUAAGCUAUUUGAUUAUCUCAUUGAGAAAAACAAUUUAGUUCAAGAUUUUGAGAAAAGUGGACUUCAGCUGCCGGACGAUACGGAUUUUAUUAAGCAGCUAAUAAUCGGAUACUCUGACUCAGAAACAGCAUACAAAGGACGUGCAGAGAAAACAUUCCUCUAUGAAAUUGUUGCAAACAAAACCACCGGAAUUGAUGUUGACAAAUGGGAUUAUUUUGCCAGGGACUGUCAUCACCUCGGCAUCAACAGCAGCUUUGAUACCAAACGAUUUCUCACAUUUGCAUGGGUAUGCGAGGUGGACAACCGGAAACAGAUUUGUAUAAGAGAUAAGGAAGUAGAUGAUCUAUACGAGAUGUUCCAUACACGUUACAACCUUCACAGAAGAGCUUAUCAGCACAAGGUCGUAAAGGUCAUUGAAGAAAUGAUUACAGAUGCAUUGAUCAUUGCCAAUAAUCACAUGGAAGGAUACUUUGGGAAAAAAAUUGCCAUCUCAGAAACUGUGGAUGACAUGGAAGCAUUUGUGAAGGUUACAGAUUACAUUUUGAACUAUAUUCUUAACUCAACGGAUGAGAAUCUUUCUCCCGCCAGAGAGAUUUUAGAAAGACUACAGCGCCGUCAGCUGUUCCCAUAUGUUGGUCAGAAAAGGCUUAAACAUGACAUUACUGACAUUGAUGAGGAUUCCAUCUGUCGUAAGAUUGCAGCAAAAUGUAACGGCGAUCCGAGACUGGAAGACAUUGCAGUGAAUGUUAUUACCAUUGACUAUGGAAUGAAAGAUAAGGAUCCGAUUGACAACAUGCGCUUUUAUAAGAAGGGCAGCGCAGAAGCUACAAAGCUCUCAAAAUCCAAGAUUAUUCAGCUUCUGCCAAAACAUUUUAGACAGAGGUUUAUUUAUGUUUUCAUCAAGAAAAGAAAUCCUGAGAGCAUGGCAGCCGUAACUAAAGCAUUAAACGAGCUUUACCCUGAAGAUGAUCCGGCUGUGCUUGAGGAAAACUGAGCUCUUUGCAUCAACAGCCUGGCAGGAAUGCUGUCUGAACCCAGACUCUCUGACAUACUACAAAUCUAUAUAAAUCAUUAAAAGCUGAUGAUUCAUUCGCUAGCAUAAUAUAUUCAUACUGUGGUGGCGGUCAUGUACUUAAACAAAAAAACAAUUGAUUAAAUAUAUACAUAUAUAGGCAUUAUUUCAUCAUAUCUAUGGGGGAAUACAAGUAAAAAGGAGUAAAGCCAUUGGGUGUCCAGAGCAACUGCAACUGCAUUGAGAUCAAGAAAAAAAAUAUAUAUAUAAAAUUUA